Messenger RNA from Rhodamnia argentea, 627 nucleotides. RefSeq names its product NADH dehydrogenase [ubiquinone] iron-sulfur protein 6, mitochondrial. The record is from RefSeq and is a predicted model, not a curated record. Lineage: Eukaryota; Viridiplantae; Streptophyta; Magnoliopsida; Myrtales; Myrtaceae. The transcript has 3 exons. Gene Ontology annotation, biological process: mitochondrial electron transport, NADH to ubiquinone. The coding region runs from base 108 to 443 and encodes 111 amino acids.
GCUCUCUCCGGAUCUCUCUCUCUCUCUCUCUCUCGGGCGUCGCCUUGUUCUUCUGGGGCAUUCCUUGUUCCUCUCAUCGGCGUUCUUGAAAGGAAUCGAAUCAAUCAAUGGCGUCCAAUCUGUGUAGGGCGGUGAUCAGAUCGUCAAAAUUGGCCCAUACCGUUGUUGGUAGAAGCUUCAGUAGCGUAGUUGCCCAACCCUCUUCCAAAUUCCCUCUCAUCAGCGAACACACUGCCAAAUGGAUGCAGGAUACUAGCAAGAAAUCUCCAAUGGAGUUGAUCAAUGAGGUUCCUCCCAUUAAAGUCGAAGGCAGGAUAGUUGCUUGUGAAGGAGACAACAAUCCUGCGCUGGGGCACCCGAUUGAGUUUAUCUGCCUUGACUUGGAUGAGCCUGCUAUCUGCAAGUAUUGCGGGCUGCGCUACAUUCAGGAGCAUCAUCAUUAGCAACCCUUUCUUUCCUUAGUUUUUUUUACAGCCAAAACAAUAUCUCUGUAUGGAUAUAUGGUGUCAUUGGAUGGUGUGACAUUGCCUUCUGCGGAGCGAACUAGUGCAUUUGUAUUGACAAUAAGGGUUAAAUCCCAGGGACCAAAUCUUUUAAUAUGCAUCUGUGAACGGGAUUGUCUCGUUA